Molecule: messenger RNA, 2259 nt
Organism: Botrytis cinerea B05.10
Lineage: Eukaryota; Fungi; Ascomycota; Leotiomycetes; Helotiales; Sclerotiniaceae
Gene: Bccmk1
Product: Bccmk1
Exons: 6
Coding region: 619-1851 (410 amino acids)
Biological process (GO): protein phosphorylation; cellular response to oxidative stress
Molecular function (GO): calcium/calmodulin-dependent protein kinase activity; ATP binding
Source: RefSeq, a predicted model, not a curated record
GGAUGAGUGGUGGGUGUGUGCUCUGUGGCAGAUGGAUGUAUGGGUGUGUGGGUGUAUGGGUGUGUGGAUGUAUGGAUGUAUGGCUGUAUGGUUGUAUGGUUGUAUGGCAUUUAUGAGAUGAAUGUACGAACUGCGGCUGAAGAAAAGAAGAGGUACCCGGGUAGAGGAGAGAGAGGAACUUUAUUUAUAUUUCAUUCAUGUUCCCUUUCAGUGUGAUCUUGAUCUUUGUCUUUACCUCUCCCUUUACCUCUCCCUUUACCUCUCUACCUGUGCCGUUACAUAGGUUCCUGACCAAGUAUCAACCGCUCAUACGAUACAAGACAUUCAGAUUCCGUUCCAUUCAAUAAAUUCCCAUUUAAAAACGUUUCAACCCGUCAUUUCUUUGAACCCUCUCAGGAUCUCUUGCCAGGCUGUUCAACCCCACUAAGACAUCUCCGCAAUAACAUCUGAGCAUCUGAACUUCUUACUUGAGAAGAGUUUCUCUCCAACUUUCCCUCCAACUCGUCAUAUUCUACCUUUGCGCAUCUCCCGAUUGCAUAUCGAAAAUCAUUCAAGAAGCCAUUUGAGGAAGGAUCAAAUAAUUGAGGUCGCAAUAGCUAUCUCAAGAACGCAGGCACGAUGAGUUUCUCUGGUAUGCUCAACAAGCUGCAUGGUCAGCCAGAAAGCUACGAUAAAAAAGCCAAAUACAAGUUUGGUCGAACCCUCGGUGCUGGUACCUAUGGAAUCGUCAGAGAGGCAGAUGGCCCAACAGGAAAGGUCGCAGUGAAGAUUAUCCUCAAGAAGAAUGUCAAGGGAAAUGAACAAAUGGUCUAUGACGAACUUGAAAUGUUGCAGAAGAUGAAGCAUAAGCAUAUCGUCAAGUUUGUGGAUUGGUUCGAGUCGAGAGACAAAUAUUACAUUGUUACACAGUUGGCUAUUGGUGGAGAGUUGUUUGAUCGAAUUUGCGAACAAGGAAGAUUUACGGAAAAAGAUGCUUCGCAAACUAUCCGUCAAGUUCUCGAGGCUGUGGAUUACCUUCAUGACAAUAAUGUUGUUCACAGAGAUCUCAAACCUGAGAACUUGCUCUACCUCACUCAAGAUCCUCACUCCGACCUCGUACUCGCAGAUUUCGGUAUCGCCAAAAUGCUCGAUACAAAAGAUGAAGUUCUUACAACAAUGGCUGGAUCAUUUGGUUAUGCCGCUCCUGAAGUUAUGUUAAAGAAGGGUCAUGGAAAACCUGUAGACAUGUGGUCCAUGGGUGUCAUUACCUACACACUCCUCUGCGGUUACUCUCCUUUCCGAAGCGAGAAUCUUCAAGAUCUUAUCGACGAGUGCAGCAAUGCUAGAGUCAUUUUCCAUGAGAGGUAUUGGAAGGAUGUCAGUGAAGAUGCAAAGGAUUUCAUUGGUCAUCUUUUACAACCACGUGCAGAUGAUAGAUCUACAAGCAAGGAAGCACUCGCGCAUCCAUGGUUAAGCGGAGAGAAUGCCACCGAUCACAAUUUGCUUCCAGAAAUCAAAGCCUACAUGGCCAAAGCCCGUCUUCGUCGUGGUAUCGAAAUGGUCAAGCUCACCAAUCGUAUCGAAAUGCUCAAAAUGCAAGAAGACGACGGCGAAGAAUCAGAUGUUCCCGGCAAUGCUGCAGCCGCCGCUAGCGAUGCUAUUCCUGGCAGUCCAGAAAGAAAAAAUACUGGUUCAUCUUCAGCUUCAGGAUCUACAUCUCCUGGAGAAAAGAGGAGUUUGAGUAAAAUAGCCAAGGGAGCUAUUUUUAGGGAAGUGGUAUUGGCGAAGGUUAGAGAGGUCAAGGCAGAAGAGGCGGCAGCUCAAAUUGAGAGACAGGCGACUGAGGCGGCCAAGAAGAAGUCCACUCAUUAAAUCAAGUUCUAUUGGCCUCUGCGUUUCUCAUGGUGAGCGUUGGAUGAGAUGGGCGACAAAGUUAUGUUGCCCGGGUUGUAUGGGGAUUCUUUCGAGCUUGGCCUGGGGUAAUAUCAAUACUUUUUGAUGAAUAACAUUGUGAAUAUCGGGCAUCGGGCGAAAUGGUAUCGAUGAUUCUACUUCUUCUUUUUACGCGAAUGGUUUUUAAAUUCCUGAUAUGGGACGAUUGGGUUGGUUGAAAGGCAUGGAUGGAUGGAUUAUUAUAGGGUUAGUUGGAUGGACUUGGUCUUGAGUACGAGUACCCAGCUACCUAUACCUAUUUAUGCAGAUGGCGAAUGAAAGUUCGAUUGUGAAUUCGAUUUUGUGUGAAGGGUGUAUGUUUUGAUGUGAAUGAAGUUAUUUGAAGCA